Messenger RNA from Hemicordylus capensis (graceful crag lizard), 3063 nucleotides. It is a transcript of the gene INSL5, whose product is annotated as insulin like 5. Gene Ontology annotation, biological process: positive regulation of feeding behavior. The record is from RefSeq and is a predicted model, not a curated record. Gene Ontology annotation, molecular function: hormone activity. Gene Ontology annotation, cellular component: extracellular region. Lineage: Eukaryota; Metazoa; Chordata; Lepidosauria; Squamata; Cordylidae. The transcript is spliced from 3 exons. Bases 2254 to 2769 code for a protein of 171 amino acids.
GUGGAUACAAUAGUAUCAUUUCAGAGUUUACUGGCAAAGUUGAUAAACUGUGCUUAUAAUUUCUUGUUUUAAUCAUUUGGGGUCUUCCUUGAGGGCACUUGGCGAAGGUGGGAUGCAAGUUCUAAUAAGUAUGUUAAGAAAUAAGUAAUGGUUAGCUAAACUGAUUUCUUUCAAAGCACCUAUGUCGUGUGCAUUUUGGAAAUGCUCUCUCUAGUCUCAAAAGUCUUGCAUUUAAAUGCCCUACCUCAUUAGCUGAUUGUAUAGCCCUAAAGUCUAUAUAAACCUAGAGAUUUGUGAGGCAUAUUUUUAAAACUACAAAACUGGCAUGAACAGCUUGGCAGCAAGCACUGAAUGUUUAAACACAUUAAAAUUAUAGACCACUAAGAAGGGCAUUAACACCCAUUUCCAUGUGCAUUUUGCACAUUUUAAUGAAGAAAUUAUGUGACAAAACUAUUUCCUGUAUGCUUCUAAAGAUGGCAUCCAUUAGGGUGAGCAGGCUGUUAAUCAUUAUCUCCAAAAAUGUGAUAAAAUGAGACAUCCUUCUUUUUAAUGAGUAGAAACAGUUGUUGAUUUAUUGGAUGUACUAGAAAACAGAGAACUUUCCAAUGCUUCAGUAGCUCUCAGUAUAUCUUAAUAUGCAGCAAAGUAAAUAUUGGUCAGCCAGCCUUUAAUUUAUUGAUCCUGGAAAAUAUGGGUGAUGCUAGGAAUCAAUAAAGGUAAAGUGUGCUGUCGAUUUCGACUCCUGGCGCCCACAGAGCCCUGUGGUUUUCUUUGGUAGAAUACAGGAGGGGUUUACCAUUGCCUCCUCCCACGCAGUAUGAGAUGAUGCCUUUCAGCAUCAAUAGCAGGCUUCAUAAUCGUGUUUACUUCAGUGUGUGCAUUGAUGAACUUGUAAUCUCUGUUGUCAAAUGCAUAGGAAAUCUCGUUAAUCACAAAGGAUUGAAAUAAACUACAAAAAACCGCUGUAUUAUGACAACAAAAUAACAUAACACCAAAGUUCUAAACAUAACAAUUCACAGAAUAUUCAAUGACUAGAAAAUCAGAGGCUGAUAUACCAUGCAAGAGCACAUCAGCCCAAACACCCAAUAUUUGCACAAACACAAAUAUAAGCCCAUUGUUGCCUAUAGACUUACUCUUGUAAGUCUUACAUCCUUGGAACAAUUUUUCCCCCUUUUGCGCAACUUGCGGGCACACAUUACUGCACUAACAUAUCCUUGUGUCAGCCACUAUAGUUACAGUUUUGCUAACUUGAUCUUCUACCAGUCUAGUGUCACAAUUCUAUGCCUGAGAUAUAGCACUUCUUAGGACAGUGCUUAAGCACAAACUACAUAUAUUUCUGUUGUGUGAACAUUCACUUUGAGAGGUUUCCUUUUACCCAAAGCAGCAUAAAUAGAUUCAGUCUGCAACCACAUUACACUGGAGGUGGAAUGAUGCCCUCUUUAAAUCACCCCCCUCUCAGUGCUGGUUUAUUCCAAGUGGGGCAAAAAGGUAUAAGAACUCUUAUCUUUUCCUCCGUGGGGUAAAAAACAGCUUGGAAGGGGUGAUUUUGAUAAGGGAGCAACAGCAGGCUUUAAAGGAGGUGGGGAGAGAGAGCCCUACAACUAUAUUUGGGGGGAGUUGCUUUAUUAUAUUCUAUUCAAGGACAUCAGACUGUCUGGAAAAGCCUGAGGAUAUCCCAGCUGACAUGCUGCCUCCUGCUCAGAAACUGAGACCAGUCCGGUCCUGCUCUCCAGCUUUAGACUCUGUCUUGCUGGAUGCUGUCCAUCUCACAGGACAAUCUUCACUUUGUUGCAGACUGCAGCUUUCUGCAGAAGUGUUGGGUUAAAAUAACCCUUCAGGAAAAGUAUUUGCACUUUACAUAUCAUUUGACCACUAUUGCCCCAAAACCUAAUCCCACAAUGCCUGCAGCAACCAUUUCCACUGCUGCACUGAUGUGGCUGUUUGGGCACUCCUGAUGCAGUGCAGUGGUGACUUACACCACCUCACUGGUGACAGACAGGAAUGGGACCAUGUAUGGUCUCCCACCCACAACAUCCUAGUGCCUCAGAUGCCUCAAGGAUAAAAGGAAAGUUAGCACAACUCUGUGACUGUCUCUCGUAGUUGUAAAGUUUAAGGGGGCAGGGUCUCUGAAGGGGUUGAGAGGCAGCAAGCUUGACUCGAAAGCACUACGUACAAGGUGGGAUAAGUGCUUACAGGAGGGUUUGUUCAUCUAUGCCACUAAAAGAUGGCCUACUCCAAUAUUAACCUGCCUGAAUGCCAAGAUCACUCCCUGAAGUCUCUCCCUGGGUGUCUAUGAUUUCAGAGGUUAAGUGGGAGGCAACUAAAAAUAUGGCCACCUCCAUUGCAGCACCCCUGUGGUGGAAGAUUCUUCCUAGGAAGCCUUGUCUGGUGCCACAUCUAUCAUUCUAUCCUGCUGAAGUAAACAUGGAAAGUGCUCCUGUAAAACUUUGUGGGAGAGAAUUUAUAAGAGCUGUCGUUUUUACUUGUGGAGGAUCCCGCUGGAGAAGGCAUCUAACUGACUACCCAGAAGAUAUCUUAGUUCAAAGUCAUCCAUAUUUACCACUGGACUCAAGAGAUGCCAGUGAAAAGGACGCCCAGGAGCCAGAACGCCCAAGCAAAGGAUUCAUCCAGUACAGUCCUGAAUCCAACAGAGAUCUGCAGGACAAGCAGCAGAAGUUUAUGCACAAAAGGCAUGUAGAUGUAAUGCGGAUCACAGCCUCUUGCUGCACUAUUGGCUGCAGUGAAGGCAGCAUAAGUGCACUGUGCUAAAAAUAUAUCCGAUUCUGAUAUGUAGCCUAUUCCAUAGCUACAACAGAUUAGAAAAUAAAACAUUUUGUGUCUAGAAACAGCAAUUUUGAUACCUUCUCACUUUGUAGUUGAAUGUGAAAUUCUCAGCUGUGAAGCACUUCUAAGUGCUUUUCUCUUUGGGCUGUUGUACAAAGUGAUACAUUUUUUAACCUCUUAAUUUCAUAUUUGUCUGCUUUUGCUUUUGUACCAAAUGUGCAGUUCACUACAUGUCUUCUUGCAAAUGCAUAGGAAAUUGCAAUAAAUAAAUAAAAACUA